CUAACUAACUCCGAAGCGUUUGGCAAUUUUAUGCCGCUCAUACAGGUCGGGCACGGCAUGGCUUUCUCCUUUGGUUUCUCCGAAGACGUAGGCAGCGACAAUGAAGACGCUGCACAGGUCGCACCAAUUGCUAAGCAGAGCGCAGCCAUCAGUCAUCAGGUCCCAGUCCGCGCGCAUAAGCUCGAUGACCUGAUCACGACAUUGCCCGAGCACCUGAGCUACAGCACCGUACGCAUCGAGUCACCCUUAGGCCGGACUGUGUACCUGCCAAGACGCGAGCUGUUCGAUGUUCGCGCGCAGCUAUUGCAAGAAGACUCUUCUACCAACGAUCAAGUUGUAGAACAACUCGACAAAUUUGACCUCCGAUCUGGUGUAUACGAAGGCGGCUUCAAGACUUGGGAAUGCUCGGUAGAUUUGGCCAGUCUCCUGCUCGAUCGCGGACCCCGUAAGGACAUCGAUGAGCUCGUGAAAUGUGAUCAGAUUGUGGAGCUCGGAGCUGGAAGCGCUCUGCCUUCGCUGAUACUGUACCGCCAUGCUCUGCUCAAUUCGAUAAGCGGAUUGACCUUCACCUUGGCAGACUACAACGAAGAAGUCCUUCGACUCAUCACCUUGCCCAACCUCAUCUUGACGUGGGCUGCAAAAACUGAAACUUCAGGAUUCGACUACUCCAGCCAGAAUGCUGUCACAAACGGGGACUUGGAACUGACACCAGAUCUCCUGAACCGCUUCAAAGCCGAUCUAAGCAAUGCCGGAAUAGCAUUGAACUUCGUCUCUGGACCAUGGUCGCCCUCACUAGCAGCUUUGAUUCCGAGCUCUGCCCCAGAUAUGGGACUAGUCGUCCUAGCUGCAGAGACAAUAUACAGCCCAGAGUCAACGGAAACUUUCGCCGACCUACUGGCCAUUCUCCUGAAACGAGUGAAGAUGGCAAAGGCCAUGAUUGGAGCAAAGCGGAUGUAUUUUGGUGUUGGAGGAUCAGUCGAUGGGUUCAAAGAAGCAUGUCGAGACAGACAAGCGGUGGCAUACGAGGUGGAGAACCAUGGCGUGCCGGGACUGGAUGCAGGUGUAGGGCGGGCUUUGCUCGAAGUGCAGAUGUACUGAGGCAGUGACGUUGGCCCCAGUGGGACUAGCGUCGCAGAGGGUACGAUUCGCUUCAGCUGAAGGGGCGAUUGUGUAGAGAAUGUUCGUUGAGAAAUGAUAGCUGUGGGCAGUGAAGAACGAAUUGCCAAAAGGAAAUGUAUCGCUUGUAUCUGUACCACAGCCAAUGAGCUCAACGACCGCAGACUUUUCCAGCGCAUGUUCGUUCUUGGCUGGCGAAGCAAGCAAAGGAGAGCGGUUUCCGAGGAUAC
Cercospora beticola is the source of this 1346-nucleotide messenger RNA. RefSeq names its product protein-histidine N-methyltransferase (gene HPM1). Gene Ontology annotation, molecular function: protein-L-histidine N-tele-methyltransferase activity. Gene Ontology annotation, biological process: peptidyl-histidine methylation, to form tele-methylhistidine. The record is from RefSeq and is a predicted model, not a curated record. Lineage: Eukaryota; Fungi; Ascomycota; Dothideomycetes; Mycosphaerellales; Mycosphaerellaceae.